AUGGCGCCCAGUCCACCUCCAGCUCCUAAACCUUACCGCUUCACGCACGGAAACCACAGAAGUGCCUCGCUUUCUCCCACUGUUGGUGUCGCCAACCGUCGAGGCCUUGGUCCGGGAGGACAGCCCAGGCAGAGUGCCGUGAGGAGACCGCGGCCGGCUGUGCAUACAGAUGGAAGUGGUCGUGAACGAAGUAUGUCCACGCCGCGGCGGAGGAGAUCGUUUAGUACCGGUGCUACUCCAGAGCCGGUUGGCGAGCAGGAUUCUGAAGGAGGAGGUGAUGAGAACGGCAACGACGACGAUUAUGACGAGGGUGGUGUUGACGGCGAGCAGCCCACUGGGUCAACUCCUGCGAUCCAGCCACCUCUUGGCAAUUCUGUAGACAACCCAAUCCUGAUCUCACCAAAUGGGUAUGAUUCAAGCAGUUUCGACGACGACGACGACGACGACGACGACGAGCUGCCCGAAGACAGUGGGGAGGACCUCGAGCUAGAUGAGGCACAGCAGCGACCUUCUCGGGCUUGGGAGCGUCGACUAUCAGACUCGCCACUCACGAGCUUGGAGAAGGCAAUUGCAGAGCCUGCCACGCCGCCCGUACUCGGUGUUCGGAAUCCAGGGCGAGAACCUUCAAGGUCUCGCACCAGCAGCGCAAGACGCAGUGGCAGUGGUAGUCGUAGAUCUGAGCGCAACUCGCCACGUAUACCGGGUCCAUCAGCCAGCAACCCUCAAAGCGGAGGCGAUGAUGAUCGCCAAGAAGAAGAAGAAGGAGGAGGCGACGAUCUAUAUGAUGCAACGCCCAAAUCAAAAAGUUUGAAGUCAGAGUACUAUAUGCCCAUCUCAAGAAGUCCGAAAUCGGCCUACUAUACGCCCAACUCAAGAGGUCCGAAUUCAGACGACUAUCCUCUAGUUGAUACACCACUUUUCUCGCGUCAAGCGGGUGAACAGCUUAACAGAGAGCUGCAGCAGAGUAUCGAACAGGAGCCUGGCCCACGGCCAAGACCGGGAUUGGGAAACGCAUUUUUUGGACUUGGACUUGGUCGGCUGUUUUCUGGGGCUGGCAAGUCUACUGAGCAAGCUCGUGAUCGUCCCGGUCAUGGUCCUUCACGAUCAGGCAUUGAACAGCAACGUGGCCAAGACCGCCAGCAGAGACAAAACACCGAUGACCUCCCGGAUUAUGAAGAUGAUUCUGCGCAAUAUGAGGAGCAUCCGGCUGUCAAGAAGCUUGAUGAUUGUGAGAAGGACAGAGCUGACCUUCAAGAGGCGCUCGACCAGGCUCUGAAGGACGCCAACGAGUUUGAAGAGCAGAAGUGUGAUCUACAAUGGCAACUUGGAGAAAUGACGAAAGAGCGUGACGACCUACAAGCUGAGAACGAUGCACUGCGCGCAGCCAGCGACACCGACUCUCCUGAGAUCGUGGCUGGAGAAUCUCCAGACGACGUUUUCGAGAAGCCAGACGAUGCGUCUCCUGCUGCUGGCGACGACGACGACGCCCUCAAGGAGUGCAAACGCGCCAAGAAACGUUUGCGGCGCCAGAUUGCCGCGUGGAAAGACAUUGCUAAGCGGGCUGAGGGCGAGAAUCGACGCCUGCAAGACGAGUAUGCUGACCAGGCGGCGCGGUACAGAGAGCUGCAGGAUAAGCUGGAUGAACAGGUUGAGCAGAAUGUAGAGUGGCAGACGAAGCUAGCUGCUGUGGGCGGAGAGUAUGAUCUGUCGGAAGCGGAGAAGAAUAAUUUGCGGACUGAAGUGGCGACGUUGGAGCAGCGGAAUGGACAGCUGGAGCAGAGGAUUGAGGAGCUUGAGCAAGAGGUUCGCGAGCUGAGAGAGCGACCUAAUAUUGGAUUGAUCACUGAAGAUGAGUGCGACAAAAGACGCAAGGAGGAAGUUGAUAGCCUAAAAGCACGAAUUGCAGAGCUGGAAGCGCACCUCGCCAAUACCGAGGGAGAGCUUGAGACGUCGGAGUUUGCCGGAGAGGCCAUGGAAGAGCUGCGUGACGAACUGGAUGAUAAGUUGCGAGAGCAGCGGGCUUGGACCGAAGAGUUGCAGGAAAGGAAUGCAUUUCUUGAAAGGGAGGUCAUAAAGCUGAGAGAGCGAACCGAUGAAAAGUUGAUUACUGAAGAUGAAUGCGACGAAAGACGCCGGGAAGAAGUUGAUAGCCUAAAUGCGCGAAUUGCAGAGCUGGAAACGCGACUCUUCGAAGCUGUGGAUGAGCUCGACACGACGGAGCGUGACGAACUGGAUGGUAAGUUGCGAGCCCUUCAACAGCGAUAUGAUGGCAUCGAGAAGCGACUCGAGGAUUGCCAAGAGCAUCGCAAAGGCACCGAUCAACACGAAGAACAGCUGAGGCAGGAGUUCAUCGACAGGGAGACGGAACUUGCGUCUACUAUCGAUGGCCUGCAGGCCCAGCUGAGAGAUGCUAAUGCGAGACUCAAUAAUGCCGAAGGUACAUCGUCUCCCUCGAGGAAGAGGAAGCGUAAUUCCUCGAGCAGUCGGUCAGAUGAAGACGUGCGUACAGAGCUCGAGGCACAGGUUCAGAAUCUUCGAGAUGUGAAUGCGGAGCUCGAUGCUCAGGUGGAGCAGUUUAAGGCGGAUUUGGAAGAUUGUCGCAAGCACAGGAGAGACGUGGAGGAUGGUCAGACCCCAGCUGGCGAAGGGAACGAUGAGGAGGAUGAGGAGGAGGAUGAAGAGGAUGAGGCGGAUGAGGCGGAAGCAGAGCCUCCUGUACCCAGUGAAUCUAAUCGUGGUCGUGGUCGUGGAGGCGGGACAGGUGGUAGGGGCGGUAGAGGUGGACGAGGACGAGGCAGAGGAGGACGAAAGACAGGGUCGAAACCUGCAUCCAAGGCUGCUGCAUCGAAAGCUCCCCGAAAGUCUACGCCGAAGCCUCCGCCGGCGAAAUCAACGCAUACCAUGGAGAUGAGGAAACGGUAA
This is a messenger RNA of Fulvia fulva, 2922 nucleotides long. RefSeq lists its product as uncharacterized. The transcript has a single exon. The coding region runs from base 1 to 2922 and encodes 973 amino acids. NCBI's taxonomy places the organism in Eukaryota, Fungi, Ascomycota, Dothideomycetes, Mycosphaerellales, Mycosphaerellaceae. The record is from RefSeq and is a predicted model, not a curated record.